AUGAAAGGCCUGGUUGCUGCUAUCUCUGCUUCGUCUUCAGAUGCACCGAAAGCGAGGGUUAAACGCAAACCGAGAACGGCUCCGGAGCUUCCGACUUACGUAAUUAUGUUCACAAAUAGAGGAGUUAAGCGUGAUUUCCUUCUGAAGAUGGUCGUGCUGGAAUGCCCUGCAGUAGAAUAUGAAAAACUGUUCGCGACUUUCUGUAUCUCUCCACUACCCAUAUUGUGA
Necator americanus (New World hookworm) is the source of this 228-nucleotide messenger RNA. RefSeq lists its product as uncharacterized. The record is from RefSeq and is a predicted model, not a curated record. NCBI's taxonomy places the organism in Eukaryota, Metazoa, Nematoda, Chromadorea, Rhabditida, Ancylostomatidae. The transcript is spliced from 3 exons. Bases 1 to 228 code for a protein of 75 amino acids.